UUUUCGUUGUUGAUUACUCUCCCCUGAGCUAGGUAGGGCCUUGUUUGAUGGUAGUUUGGAGUGCGUUAUAUUCCGUUGCCUCAUCCUUUUUUCAUUAGUAGAAUUGUAUCACUUUCGUAAACCAUGGCAGACGAUGAAUUGGAGGCAAUUCGGCGGCGAAGAAUGGCAGAACUACAGGCAAAGCAAGGGGGUGCUUCAAAUAAUCAGCAAGCAGAGGAGGCCAAACAAAGAGAAACGGAGAUGAGAAACUCUAUAUUGGCUCAAGUUCUUGACCAGUCUGCCCGUGCCAGAUUGAGCAGUCUUGCUCUGGUGAAGCCAGAGAAGGCCAAUGCAGUUCAAAACUAUCUCAUUCAAAUGGCUCAAUUUGGAAAGUUAUCAGGAAAGAUUUCUGAGUCGGGUUUGAUCGAGAUUCUAAAAAGUCAGCAAACAGAAAAGAAGACAACUGUCACAUUCAACAGACAGAGGGUGAUGGACUCAGAUGAUGAGGAUGAUUAGAAACUUUAAACCGGAGCCCUGGAAUGAGCCAAGACGUCGGGAGAGGAUAUGCUUUACUGGGACUCUGAUAGCAUCUUUGACUAGCCAAAUCCUGGGAUGCCACACACUAGCUUCUGUGUGUCUCUGGAAACUACAUACCAAGAGGGAAGAAGAACAAAGUAGAGUUGAUUCUGUGGCAUAAGUGGCAGGGAGUAAAAUACACACAGUGUCAAAUAAGGUGUUGUUCUGCUACGAAUGUGCACUGCUUCUGUUGUACCCCUGACUGCUCAUGGCACUGUUUGACUCCUCUCUUCUUUCUCAGUCAUUAUUCUGUUUUCUUUGUUUUCACCAUUGGUUAACUUCAAUUCUUCAAACACAAGAAGCUAGAUGAAAUGCUACUGGUACAUUUUAUCUAGACUGUUGUGUGAAUACAGUACAUUAUUGUCUGUUCAGGGCCAGCAUACCAUUAGGCUUGGAUGUUGCACUUGCAUACUUUCUUUUUGCUGACAUGUAUCUGAAAGGUUUACAUUAAAAUAAAAAAAGCCUUAAAUUCAAAUAUUCUAGUGAAAUCUUUCUAAAAGUAUCUUCUGAAAAGUUUUUCCUAUUUCAAGUUUUUACACAAAGUAUGUUCAGUUGGGUCAGGGCGCACAACUGCCGCAGUAGUGACUAUGCUCAACGCCGGAACAGGAGGCUUUGCAGCGUCAUCACACAGUAUCCUCACCACCAUACAAAGAGUUGACUGAAGAGUUUAUGUUACUUAAUUGAUCAUUCACAUUUUUCUGAACAAGCAAUCUCAUAUUUUGGAUUGUAUUUUAGAAACAAGUUAACAGAUUCCCAAAUGUAUCU
Chelmon rostratus (copperband butterflyfish) is the source of this 1320-nucleotide messenger RNA. RefSeq names its product programmed cell death 5 (gene pdcd5). Lineage: Eukaryota; Metazoa; Chordata; Actinopteri; Chaetodontiformes; Chaetodontidae. The coding region runs from base 124 to 495 and encodes 123 amino acids. The record is from RefSeq and is a predicted model, not a curated record. The transcript is spliced from 6 exons. Gene Ontology annotation, molecular function: DNA binding. Gene Ontology annotation, cellular component: nucleus; cytosol.